This is a messenger RNA of Brachypodium distachyon (stiff brome), 1290 nucleotides long. RefSeq lists its product as uncharacterized. The transcript has a single exon. The record is from RefSeq and is a predicted model, not a curated record. Bases 298 to 882 code for a protein of 194 amino acids. NCBI's taxonomy places the organism in Eukaryota, Viridiplantae, Streptophyta, Magnoliopsida, Poales, Poaceae.
CGGCCACGACAUGACCCGACCCUCCAAAAGUCAAAUGCGCUAAUUAAUCCCAAAUUCUAUCCUGAUUCGCCAUUUUUAUGCCAGGCUCCAUCGAGCAAGUCUUGUCAAACUUCUCCACCAUCCCAUAUUGAUAUUCCGAGUAUCCGCCUGUAAAGCCCGUUGGCACGCACUCCCUUUUCCCCAGAGGCCAGAGCCCAUCUCAUUCUGCACCAAAUUUAUAGCCCCAAAGCCGAGAUCGGGAUUCGGGACGGGAGAAGGCGCAUGGGUUUGUGGCGCCGGAGAGAGGCGCGUUAAAUUAUGGACCUCCUGGAUCGCUCGGAAGAUGAAGAGGAGCAGCGGAGCCACUACGGCGGCGCCAGCGGAAGCAGCAGCAGCUUCAGCGGCAGCAGGGGGUCAAGGUUCGGCGCGCGGCGGCUGAAGCCGGGGUCCAAGAGCCACCACCAGCUGCUGCUCAUGGACAGCGUCGGCAACGGCAACGGCAACGGGGACUGCCGCGCGCCGUCGGAGGAGGAAGCCGAGAUCGUGCCGCUGCCGGAGUACGAGCGGCUGUCCCAGUCCGCGCGCCUUCCGGACGACCCGGACCCGAAGAACCCGCUGCUCCCCCCGCCGGCUGCCAGGAAGGGCGCGUCGCCGCGGCAGCAGCAGCAGCAGCAGCAGAAGCCGGCGGCGUGGAGGCUGAUCGAGUACGUGCGGUCCAGGCACAGGUCCGGCUCGUCGGACGGCGACUCCAGGAGCUCCGACGGGGAGAAGGAGAAGGAUGACGGCGGCGAGGAGUGCGGACAGGAGGCGAGCAACGACAAGAAGACGACGACGACGAAGAAGAAGCGGUCGUCGUGGCUGCCGGACCCCGACCGCCGGUGGCCGGUGCAGGGGUUUUACUAGGAAAUGAUGUUCCGCCGUGUCGUGGACUUGUCGCCGCUUCUCAUUGCAUUGCGGCUCUGGUCUUCGUUCUUUUAUCUGUUUCCUUCUGCGUUGCCCGACCUCCCUCGUGGUCUCUCGCCCUGUCGACGGGGGAGGAGUGAGACGAUCUAACACUGCCUUUGCUCUUCCUCUUUUUUUUGCGAUUAACGUUGCUUUUUGCUUUUGACGCUUGUGUUUCCGGUCGAGAUGUACAAAUGCACGCCUAUUUGCAUUUGCGUGUGUGCAAAGAUUGUCGUGGAGAUUCGGAACUACCUCUCGUUUCUAUGCCAUUUCAUUUGUCUUUUUUAGGAUACAAAUGAUUGUACUUUUGAAUUCUGGUAUAGAUGACCGCACUAGAUCCUUGCAUCACAGUAAAUUUUUUUAUAGAAA